AAUGUUUUUGUGUAUGUAAGGUCAAUUAGUUGCCAUAUGAACAAUAGCACAUGCCCAUUGAACGUCGCCCCAAGCAAUGACUGUGCAAACAGUCACAAGGUUCUGCAGAACUUGUCUUCUUGGCGUCGUUACAGGACGGACAAUAUUCCAACACACCGUUACUGCCUGGCGGUGCUGGGUAGGACUGUGGAGGUAACGAUGGGGUACAAAGUUCUGUUGGCGACAUUCCUUCUGGUCUGUGCGGGCGUGUGUCAAGGCGAUACAACCAGUGAAGACUCAGCGACAGUCUGUACCGGAGAGUGCGCUGAGUUCGAGCUGCUGUGCUCGACCCCAGAGUACGACGUGCGGCGGUACAAGAGCGCCCUCUGGGUGUCCACCACCAUGCCGGACCUGUCCCUCUCCCAGGCCACCGCCAGGGGGCGGAAACGCUUACACGACUACUUCAGGGGUGCAAAUGACAAAAGACUGAAAACGUCGUACACCGCACCCAUGGUGACACAGACCCGGGAGCCUUCUGAGAGUCCCGUUCGUGAAAUCACAGUGUCCAUGCCUCUUCCUAAAAAGGUGACAAAGAGCCCUCCAACUCCAACAGAUUCCAGGGUGGUGAUAGAUCUUGUCCCAGAGACCAUCAUGUACGUGAAGAAGUUUGCAGGACGUUCUCCCAGCGUCGGCUUUAUCGCUGAUCUUGAGGCCAGAAACUUCUUCAAGACCCUGAAGACGAAGAAGGAACCAUUCUAUGGGAAUGACGGCUACUACUACGUCGCUCAGUAUGGCAGUCCAGGCUCGUCCGACCGCAACAUGCACAACGAGAUUUGGGUUUUUGCCAUGAACGAGAGAUCCUACAAGUACCUGGAGUUCAACGACCAAACCGCAGACGGACGGGUACUUCCGAAGUGUCUCCGUGGAGUGGAGACCAUGGUGUGGGAGAAAAUGGACCAGAGCGACAUCCCUCUGUUGACUCGGAAGCAGUGCUCUACAACGUACUGCCAAGCCUCCAAUAAUUGCCCAAAGGCGGAGACAGAGAAAGUGGAGGGUAUUGACGACAUGUCGAUACGGCUGAAGAUCUUCAAGGGAGGAUCCAGGUCAUUUGUCUACACACCUCCCACCUGCCACUAUGACACCGCUAGUCAUGCUUCUCUGGGUCCGUUGGUGGAGUCUCUAAAGGCAUCAGAUGUCUCCUCUUCCGAGAUCAAUCUAAUGGUUACAGUCGUCAUGGAGAAAAGAGAAGAGUUGGAUGGGAAGAAUAGCUGUCAGAAGUUCUUCAAAGUGAAGUUUGUGGCAGGCGGGGCAAAAGGGAGCCGAUCACGAGAGGACGUAGAGAUGAAAGAGGAAGCUGGCUUGCAGAUGCCGAAGACAGUAGAAGCGCUACAUCAGGGAGAGGAUUCUGUUUCAGGAGUAUACUCCAAGUGUUUCGGCGGCAAUGCCUACUACGAGCCGACAACCAUCGCUUCCACGGCAAAGAUGCUCAUGGAACGACUCAAGGACAAGAAGAAGUGUUUCCUGGGUGACCACAUCAGCGUAGUCGAAUACCAUCCACAGUACAGACUGUUUGACCGUCACAAUGAGAUCCACCUUGACGCCGACCCGGACUGCAGUGACCAGGAGGGCCGUCCGGAGUUCACCUUCAACCUCCCGCUGAGUAAAGACUACAGCCGGACUGACAUGAGGCCAUCGUUGGGUGACCAAUGCGACACUCAUCACCAGUGUCCAAACACGACCACCAUCAUGAGACUUGAGAACAACCUGGAGAUGUUUCAGUAUGCACCAGGAAGUUGGUUCCUCUCCAAGAGUCCUACCAAGUCCUGUAGCAUCAGGGAAGCUUUCAACAAGGCGCUGAAUCCCUUUCUGUCAUACCUGAACGGGAAGAAUGAAGGCAACUCCAAAAUUGACAUGAUUAUACCAUUGUAUGGCAAGGUAAAUGCGUUCGCGCAGCCGGGGUCGUGUGAGACGGUCACCACAGUGAGCACAAUGGUACCGGGAAACUUUGCGGAUAACCCGCUCAAGCCCAUCGAGGACACGGUUUCAGUUCAACGUCUUGAGGCAGAGAAAAGAUUUAUCCGGUCACUAUACAAGGGUAAGGUCGGCUCAGGUGAACUGGAACGGCACCUGAUUGGUCUGAUUGUCGACGUGGGUAACCUCAAGCCAUUUGGAUUGGAGUACAAUCCCCAAAAUAUGUGGCUUGCUACCUAUGGCGACGCACGCACACGGGAAGAACUCUUAGAAGUUGUCAUAGAAGUGAAAAAGGCACCCAAGGAUGGCCAGGAUGUCAUCAUGUCAGAAGAAACUGGAGAUGAACGGAAGGAAGACGCUUCAGACGGGAAGGUGGCUCUUCCGAAGCCGGAGGGCUGCAGCGAGUCUGUCUGUCCGACUGUCUACGUCACCAAAAACCACAGCAACUUCAUGGAGCUGCUGCUUCCAAGUCGUAGAAGCGUGUGUCACUUGACCAAGCUAUGUGGAGAUCCUCGAACAUCCGGCAGGCAGCUCAUCAGGCCCAUUCUUGGGUAUUUCAACGGUGACAACAGCGCCAACAAGAAGAUCAAGAACUUCGCUGUCCCACUUUUUAAGGUCAGACUCUACUCCGCUGAAGAGGAAGAGAAGGGCAUCUCUCCGUGCGAUCGUGAGUACCAGGCCUGUGUCAGACUGCCUGAUGAGUACAAGGACAUACCGGAGCCAAAUAACAAAGAGCUGAGCAUAUUUACUGCCAGUAAGGGUCUUCACGGAUACGGCAUCGCCGUGAGGGGCCAUGUCUCCGAGGCUGUCGCAUCAGAAGCAACUUCGACCUUGAUGCAGACACUCGACAAGGAAAACGUCCCGUAUGAUAAGGCAAGUGAAAACUGCAGAUCUAUCCAAGAAUAA
Branchiostoma floridae (Florida lancelet) is the source of this 2856-nucleotide messenger RNA. RefSeq lists its product as uncharacterized. Bases 37 to 2856 code for a protein of 939 amino acids. Lineage: Eukaryota; Metazoa; Chordata; Leptocardii; Amphioxiformes; Branchiostomatidae. The transcript has 19 exons. The record is from RefSeq and is a predicted model, not a curated record.